Messenger RNA from Microstroma glucosiphilum, 2122 nucleotides. RefSeq lists its product as hypothetical. Gene Ontology annotation, cellular component: membrane. The record is from RefSeq and is a predicted model, not a curated record. The transcript has a single exon. The coding region runs from base 91 to 1860 and encodes 589 amino acids. NCBI's taxonomy places the organism in Eukaryota, Fungi, Basidiomycota, Exobasidiomycetes, Microstromatales, Microstromataceae.
GCCUUAUCUUGGACCACUUCCUCUUACAGUUCCAACUGUACCAGGAUAAGCACUCGAAUUUGUCCCGCUCACUCGUCUGUACGACUCAACAUGUCGAAGUCUCCCACACGGUCGAGGCAUGGUGCUGCUGGUGCUAGACCCUCCGCUAACGCCUCUCGCUCACGCCCUCAAGCCGAUGUUCUCGCAUCAGUCCUUGGCUCUUCCCAUCCUGCACCCUCCUCGUAUGCUGCGAGCUCUCACUUCUCUUCAGGUCGGGUGCCACCCCCUGCUGGCAGGGUACAAGCGACAGACUACCAGCCGCCGCCGUCACCAAUCGUUCGGCCUUCAUCUCCAGAUUCCGCGUCAGUACAGCAUCAUGGAUCACAAGCCAGCCUUUCUUCCCUCAACAGCGACGACGUCUAUGGCUCUCAGGACGAAGAUGACGAUGAGAAUGGGAGACAGGGACCAGAUCUCAACGCAAGCACAUUUUCGGUCGUUGCUCAAAUGUUCGAUCCGAACCUCUACCUUCAUGCUCAGGAAGCCUGGAGCCAGUGGGAGGAUCACAAGAGAGCCGAUGAAGAUCUUGAUGAUGAAGAGCAGACAGCAGGAACGGAGGACGGGUACGGCACAGAAUCUGUCAUCUCCCGGCGGACAGAGGAAAUGAGUGAGAGGGCAGGCUUAAUGUCGUCCUCCAUUGCUGCUCGCAGGCUCUACGGCACGAUGCCUGGCGGCUCUGUGGCUGGCGGUAGCUCGCAAUAUGGCCACCACAUGGCAGCGUCGUCUCUCCGAGUACCAUCGGCGACCACCCAUCACGAGGAGCCAACCAUGGAAGACGCGAUGAAGACAGCCGACAUUGGAGGCACGCCAGGCUCCAAUCUCGGCAUCUUGCUGCUGUGUGUCAGCCAGCUGGCGUACUCGUUGAUGAAUGGGUUUGUCAGCCUGUUAGACGCUCUCGAAGGAGAGAAAGCGCCAGGAAGGGGUCCGGAUCACCCGCCAAUCAGUGCCUUCGAGAUCGUCUUCGUCGAGUGUUUCAUCAUCUGGCUUGGAGCCAUCGCUGCCAUGGCGGUCUUCAAGACGCCAUACAUCCUCUUCGGCCCACCCAAGGCCCGACUCGUCCUAAUCGCUAGAGGCACAUUUGGCUUCUUGUCAACUUUGUUCCUCUAUCUUUCGCUCGAGAAUCUCUCGCUGUCCGAUGCCACUGGUAUCAUCUUCUUGGGUCCACUCGUCACUGGAGUCGCAGCUGCUGUCUUUCUGUCGGAGCCUUUCAGCGUCCGGGAGAGAAUAGCCGGCAUUGGCUCUCUCCUGGGAGUACUUCUCAUCGCUCGACCUACCGCCAUCUUUGGGAGCCAAGGUGAUGCAGAAGUGCCUAGUGCCCCUGGAGAUACACCCCCUAUUGAAGGCGGCAACGAAUCCGAAGCUGCCGGCGCAAAUCGGGUGUUCGGUGUCGUCAUCGCACUUGCAGGGGUAUUUUGUCAGUCUGGAGCCUGGAUUGCCCUGCGUAGUCUUGGUCGGGCUUGCUCGACUUACCACAGCAUUGCCUACUUCGCCUUGUGCUCUUGGGUUCUCUCCCUCGCAGGGAUGGUGGUUUCGGGUCAGCCAUUUGUCUGGCCAAGCACCGUCGAGGCAACCGUCGUCCUCUUUAGCGUGGGACUGUUCUCCUUGCUCGCCCAAGUAUUCCAGACACUCGGUCUACAGAGAGAGACGGCUGCAAGGGCUGCGAUGGUUAGCUACCUUCAGAUUAUCUUUGCUACUGCAUUCCAGUGCCUCGUCCUGGGCACCCCACUGGAGCUCCUGUCUGUUGUCGGCUCCAUCAUGGUUCUGGCCAACGGAGCUUGGGUCGCAGCUGCAAAAAGGCCUGGCGAUGCUAUAGCCGCUCACUGAUAGCUAAACUCCCCCAGUGAUCCUAGUCUUCCCUAAAUCCGCUUCAAACAAUCAUGACAGGUAGAAUUCAAACUCAAGUCUCGUCUCGGCCGCUGUUCAAAUCUUGCUCCAGACUGUAGAAGUACGCAAUGCCAUCAUAUUCUGACAGAGCAGUAUCACAGUGUCAGACAUUUUGCCGCCAUUGCUGGAGGUGUCGUGUGAGCGUCUCCAACGCGAGAUGGACCGCGCGGCUGCAUGCACGUCGGAAGUCGGAAGCACCAAC